GUGAUGAUUGUUGGUGUGUGGAUGCAGUGGGAGCCAGCAGUGGUCUGGAUGGUGGUAUCAGGACAUGGGACCUCACCACAGGAGAAUGUGUCAGGAGUAUUGACGGAGGUCCAGUGGAUGUGUGGACACUCACCUUCUCCCCUGACUCACAGAAACCAACAGUGCUACCGUGGCAACCAAAGAUGACGGAACUGGUUUAUCAGUGGCACCAGAAGGGACGACAGAGGACGAUGGAAUGGUGGAAAUGACAGGAGGACAUCUUUAUUAAUUUUAUUCAAAUUGUGUGAUAAUAGUUAGCGAGGUGUUGGUGGACGCAUGUUUCAGAUGUAGCCUUUGCUCUUGCGGUAGUACUGGUAGCUGUCAUAGACAUUCUGCUCCAAUUCCUGGAUGACGACAGGAUCCAGCACUACAGCUGGUUUACCGUCCUCAAAUGUGUGG
Molecule: messenger RNA, 438 nt
Organism: Geodia barretti
Lineage: Eukaryota; Metazoa; Porifera; Demospongiae; Tetractinellida; Geodiidae
Source: the annotation of a GenBank genome assembly